UAUCCUGUUGUGCCUGAGAGAGGCUCAGUGCUAAGAACUCGAGUGCCUGGCCUGUUCUUCUCACAUUUCUGGUCGUUGUUUUACAUUCUUCUGUGCUUUCUGCAAAAUCCACUUUCUCUAGACUUAAUUAGAAACUUUUGAAGCACACUAUGCUAAAAAUGCCUCGUCUUCUUACAGCUCUCUGGCUGCAGCUUUAUUUUUGCAGCUUUUUAGGACCAGUGGAAGGAGGUAAGGUCCUGGUGAUGCCCGUGGACGGCAGCCAUUGGCUCAGUAUGAAGAUCCUGGUGGAGGAAUUGUCUCGGAGAGGACAUGAAAUGGUGGUUCUGGUUCCUGAGACCAGUGUGUUGAUCCACGGCUCUGACGCAUUCACCGCUCGAGCUUUUAAGGUUCCCUACACCAAGGCUGAACUGGAUGGCAGCAUGAAAGGGAUGAAGGAGAGCAUUACGACAGCACCAAAGAUCUCUGACUUAUUUCAGAAAGUCAUCGGGCUCCUCAGCUUCACUAACAUGCAGGUGAAAGGAUGCGAGGCGCUGCUGUAUAAUGAGCCUCUGAUGCAGAACCUGCGUGAAGAAGACUUUGAUAUCAUGCUCACCGAUCCCUUCCUGCCUUGUGGCCCCAUCAUCGCCGAGGCUUUCUCUCUUCCUGCAGUUUACUUCCUGCGUGGACUUCCCUGUGGAUUGGAUCUGGAAGCCGCUCAGUGCCCGUCACCUCCGUCCUACGUCCCGCGCUAUUUAACAGACAACCCCGACAUCAUGACGUUUCCUCAGAGGGUCAAGAAUGUGCUUAAGGCGGGAUUCGAUGCUAUUCUCUGCAGAGUACUUUUCUCCAGCUUUGAUGAACUCACCAGCAGAUAUCUCAAGAAGGAUGUUUCAUUUAAAGAUGUCCUCGGACAUGCUGCGAUUUGGCUUCAUAGAUAUGACUUCACCUUUGAGUACCCGAGACCUGUAAUGCCCAAUAUGGUGAGAAUUGGGGGCAUCAACUGUGCCAAGAAGAAACCUCUGCCUGCGGAGCUGGAGGCGUUUGUGGAUGGCUCUGGAGAUCAUGGCUUCAUCGUGUUCACUUUGGGCUCUUUCGUGUCUGAGCUGCCAGAGGUCAAAGCCCGAGAGUUUUUCGAGGCUUUUAGACAGAUUCCUCAGAGGGUUCUGUGGAGAUACACCGGAGUCAUUCCCAAAGACAUUCCAGAAAAUGUCAAAGUGAUGAAGUGGCUUCCGCAGAACGACCUCUUAGCACACCCCAAGGCCAAGGUGUUCAUCACACAUGGAGGGUCCCACGGGAUCUACGAGGUUAUCUGUAACGGCGUGCCAAUGGUGAUGAUCCCCCUCUUUGGAGAUCAGAGAGACAACGUUAACCACAUGGUGGUGCGCGGAGUCGCAGAGAGCCUGACCAUGUACGACCUGACCUCAGAGAAACUGCUGGGGGCACUCAGAAAAGUCCUCAACGACAAGAGCUAUAAAGAGAAGAUAACAGAGCUCUCUAGGAUCCAUAAAGACCGUCCAAUCGAACCGCUGGACUUGGCCGUAUUCUGGACUGAGUUUGUGAUGAGACAUGGGGGAGCUGAGUAUCUCAGACCGGCCGCUCACCAUCUCAACUGGGUUCAGUACCACAGUCUCGACGUCAUCGGGUUCCUCUUGCUCGUUCUAGCCACCUUCAUUUUUAUUACCAUCAAAACCUGCACUUUCUGUUUCAGGAAGUGCUUCAGGAGGACUCACAAGACCAAAAAGGAGUGAGGUGGCCAGUGAAAGAUCAGGAAACUAAUCAGUUCGGUGCUGACUAUAAUGGUGAUGAUUUAUGGCUAUGACAUUAUACUGUGAUAAUCUGAAAUAGUUAUACUGUUAUCAUCAAUAUAUUAAUUUUAAUACUCAGAGAUGCCAAAAUUUACAGUUUAUGGUUCAUAACUCGCUGCUAUGGCACAUUAAAAAAAAAAACCUAUGAUUCGUAACAUUUUCAGCUAAUGUGUCACUCAAAUGCAAGUCAAAUUCACUUGGUGAAAAGCUGAUUCACAUAAGGGGAAAGAACGCAGAGCGUGAAAGAUGCACUAUUUGCUGGAAGCACUUACUUUCACUUCACAGUGACUUUUGAUAGGUGAAGUUUGACCUGUGAUUAACGAGCCUUCGUCGAGCCAAUAAUUAUUAACUAUAAUACACUGAAAUUUUGCAUUUAUUUUGGUUUAAUUUAAUUUGAAUCAAUUUAUUUCUGUAAAGCUGCUUUGUGACAAUGUCCACUGUUAAAAGCGCUAUAUAAAUAAAAAUGAAUUGAAUUGUAUUAACAGAAAGGUCAUUCAGUGUUGAAUAAUACAAAUGCAGGAUUAGAUGAAUUAUAUUAAUUUUGCAAUAAUUGUGUCAAAUAAGUUUAAAUGCUAAGUUUUAUCAUUUUUGCUGUCAAAUGGAUUUAUCCCAUCCACAGACACAGGCAUGUUCAAAUUCAUUUUUUUCUCCCUACAAUGCAAAUUUUCUUUUCAGCAAUAUCGGCAACUCUGAAUAUGCUAUAGGAUUUCUAAAAAAACAUCUUGGCUUACUUUUUAAAGAGAUAAACAGAGAUAAACUACUGAAGGGGCUACUCUUAACACAGACACAUUAAACGAUUUUCUAAUUGUUCC
Messenger RNA from Pangasianodon hypophthalmus (striped catfish), 2596 nucleotides. Its product is annotated as UDP-glucuronosyltransferase-like. The transcript has 5 exons. Bases 150 to 1727 code for a protein of 525 amino acids. Gene Ontology annotation, molecular function: UDP-glycosyltransferase activity. The record is from RefSeq and is a predicted model, not a curated record. Lineage: Eukaryota; Metazoa; Chordata; Actinopteri; Siluriformes; Pangasiidae.